Messenger RNA from Cuscuta epithymum, 7673 nucleotides. The record is from the annotation of a GenBank genome assembly. NCBI's taxonomy places the organism in Eukaryota, Viridiplantae, Streptophyta, Magnoliopsida, Solanales, Convolvulaceae.
GUUCGGACGGCUGCUCCCGUCCCUCCGGAGGGACCUGAGCAUUUCUGUAUAUAUAUAAGAACAUGAUCUUAUGAGAAAAAUGAGAACGAAUCAGGACCGUUAGAUUUGCUUUAUGUGAAAUUCAAUGUGCAUUAGAUAAAGCUGUAAUGUGUAUAAGGUGAAAUUGAAAUGUGCAUCACAAAGGGUACGAUAUAGUGGCAUUAUGUGAAGCUAAAUUGUGCAUUAGGUGAACUUGAAAUGUGCACUAGAUGAAACUAAAAUGUGCAUAAUAAAAUGUACGAUGUAAUGUUAUUUUUGUACCUUUUAUUUUGCACAUUUCAGUUUCACCUAAUGCACAUGUGAGUUUAAAUGUUUAUUUUGCACAUUUCAACAUCAUCUAAUGCACAUUUUGGUUUCACCAAAUGCACAAUUCAGUUCCACAUAAUUCAAUCCAACGGUCCAGAUUCGUUCUCAUUUUUCUCCUAAGAUCCGUUCUUACCGGAACCGCUCCCUAUAUAUAUACACACACACACACAUAUAUAUACAUACAUAUAUAUAUAAGCCACUAUGGAUAUCUAUAGAAUAUUUAUGCUGCUUUAUCAACCGCCAACCAUCUUAGUAUUGCGACACACUUUUAUUGUCUGAUUCAUUUUUGCGCAUUCAGUAUUAAUUUGCUACUGUAUUUAUUUCUCUGUUUUUGAAUGACUUUCAGGUGGACCAAAGUAUAUAAGGUAAAUUAAAGUAUAUAAGGUGUUCUAUGAAAUGUUUAUAUGAGAAAAGCAUAUUAGUUUUUAUAGUUCACCUUAUCUGUUUUAGUUUUUUUUAAGUUAGAUGAUAUACAAGUUGGUUAAAUAACUGAAUGUGAUUAUACUAAACCACAGUUUUAUUUUUUUUUGUUUAGUUAUACACGGUUGGCUUACUAAGUUUUUGAAUUCAACAUUUUUGGAUAUGAUAUACUUUUUGUAUGUGCUCACCAUUUUCACAUUCAUUGUUCUCAAUCAGUUUUUUGAGCUAAAUUACAACUACAAUAAUAGACUCUAAAACUAGGCAUAAAUCUUAAUUUGAUUGGCUUGGAGUAGUUUAUAGCAGAAAUCAAAUACAACUUUUGUAAUACUCCCUCCGUCCCAAAAACAACUUCACAAUUUGACAAUCACAUAGAUUAAGAAAAUAAAUUUGACUUUACUGUUGGGUGCACUGUUUUGCACUGUUCAAACACUGUUUGAACACUGUUUGACACUGUUUGGCACUGUUUUGAUGUAGAUAAUUUGCCAAAUAAGGAAAGUAUUGAAGUGUGAAGUUAAUUUAGGGACAUCCAUUUAAGGAAAGUGAGAAGUUGUUUUUGGGACGGGGGGAGUAGAGUUUAGUAUUGCAGCAACAAAUAAACACUCUAGAUAUUAAUAGCUCAAAUUGCCUUCUGCCUGCCAUGGCACAUCAAAUCGGCACAUUCAAUCUAUCUCGCUGUGUAUAGGUAAUGCUCCAUCCAGUUUCCUCCAAUACGAUUAUUAUGUUUUAGCCAAUUUUUGGCUAUAGAAUCUUGAUUACCUUAACUUGUAUGUUCCAAAUUUUGUUUCAUUUUAUCUUGGUUAAAGUUGAAUUAUAAUUACAAUUCACUUUUCCUUUCCUUGAGACUACACUGUUUUAACUUUGUCGAAGUGAUAGAAAAAAAUAUGUCCAACCCUUUUCAAAUUCUUAGUAGCCAUUCUCAUUCUUAAGAGUUUUUUCCUAAAAUUAUGUUAAAUAAAAAAAUAUUUACUAAAAUAAGGUCUAGUUAAAAGUAUUUCCCAAAAUACUGCUCCCCUAAAUUCUGAUUAUAAGAACUGCCACUUGAAGUGGCGGCUUAUAGGAGUAACAUACGUAACAACGCAAUAAGCAUGCGAAAAGAAGAUGGGAUAGUGGACCCACCAAAACAAAAAAUAUCAUUUUUUAAUUCAAACUGAAAUAAGUUUUAUAUUUGUAUUCUGAUUAUUACAAAAAAUAUACCAAAAUUCAUAACUUUUUAUUAUCUUCCAUAUGACAUCAAUAUCGAAUACAUAAAAAUAAAAAAAUAAUUUAACACUUUAAAAAAUAUACUACGUAUGUUUAGGGAAGCCGCAUUUUGGGAAAUACUUUUAACUAGACCUUAUUUUGGUAAAUAUUUUUUUUAUUUAACAUUAUUUUAGGAAAAAACUCCAUUCUUAAAGUGCAUUUUGAAGCGCUUCUACAAAUCUGAACAAAGGCCUCCGUUUUAGACAACUUUCUGAUGGCUUUUUUUGUUCAUAGUAAACCUUUGUUUCUGGAACAGAGGCUUGCUUAGAAACAAUGUUUUAGGAUUAUAGUGGACUGUUUAUAUAAAUCAACUUUAUUGUCCAAAAGUUAUUUUAAUUUGAAAGUAAACAUAUAUAUGAAAGUUAUUUUAUUGUAAACAUAUAUACAAAAGUAGGAGUCUGCUCAUAAUAUAGCAGGAGAUUACUAGCAUUUAUGUGCUCAAGAAUCUUACCCUAAGUCAGCAAAAAAUGAGGGUUUCAGUUCUUUAUUGUGACUUUUCACUCUAUAUGUUACACUAUCAAUGUACCUCUGUAUUAACCAUUAAACUUUUGGAUUGGAUUUUCUACCUAUAUGAGUAUGUUUUGUUUUUGUAGAUAUAAACUAAGAUUCCAUAUGCCUAUAUUUUAAACAAAACUAAACUUCUUCAUGCCUACUUUUGGAUUGGAUUUUCUACCUAUAUGAGUAUGUUUUGUUUUUGUAGAUAUAAACUAAGAUUCCAUAUGCCUAAUUUUUAAACUAAACUAAACUUCUUCAUGCCUACUUUCCAUCAAUUUAACAAAUAAGUAAUUCAUAUUUUUGGGAUUCUUUAAUCAAAACUUCAAAUUCAGAACAUAGUGAAUGCAAGAGAAGAAAAAUUGCAAAUAUUUCCUUUGUGCAUGUUCUAAACUCAUAUCCGGAUAAGGAAGAAAAUGAUCAAAGAAAAAGAAGUGCAUUUUCUUUUCUUACUCCCAUUUAUGUGCUCAAGAAUCUUAGCCCCAAUAAACAAAAAAAAAAAGUUAAUAUCAAAGAAGCACUUUUAAAAAUCAAAAUUACUGUUCUUCAAAAUCUUAUAGCCCAAGAGUAGCUGAAACUACCUUUAAUUUCUGUUGGGUAUGCAUGUUUUCUUAGUAUGUUUGGUUACUGCCUAUUUUGUUUGAACCGAUUCUUUAUUUUAUUGUUUUACUAAAAAUCUUUUUUCACGUGUAGCCUAGAAAUUAAAUGAAGAAGAAUAAGAAAGUGGGAAACAUUCUUUUGAAGAAGUGUCUGGACUUGCUGAACUAUACAUUCUAUCAUAUGGAAUUAGGUGCUAGGGAAUUUGUCUCAACAAUGAAGUUAAAAAACUACUACUUAACUAAUAGCAUAAAAAACACCAACUAAUAAAGGAGCAUAAAGAUGUUUUCGCCUGGAGCCACGACGACAUGACGGGGAUUGACCCGCAAGUGAUCACUCAUAAACUGAAUGUCAACCCUGCACAUAAACCUGUCAAGCAGAAAAGACGACGUUUCGCCAGGGAAAGGAACGACAUCAUCAAUCAAGAAGUGGAGACACUACUACGCACCGGUAAAAUCCGCGAGGUAAAUUAUCCUAAUUGGCUUGCUAACGUUGUUGUAGUGCAGAAGAAAAAGGGCCACCAAAAGGGCAAAAAACUUAUGUGGAGGGUAUGCGUCGACUUCACUGAUUUGAACAAGGCAUGCCCGAAAGACUCAUUCCUGAUGCCGCACAUUGACGUCCUCGCAGAUGCCACAGCAGGACACGAAAUGUUGACAUUCAUGGACGCUUUCAGCGGUUACCAUAAAAUACAAUUACACUUGGAGGACCAAGAGAAGACCGCAUUCAUCACCGAGACAGGUACGUAUUGCUAUGUUGUCAUGCCCUUCAGUUUAAAAAAUGCAGGUGCCACUUUCCAAAGAUUGGUCACCAUGAUCUUCAAAGACCAACUGGGGAAAACCCUGGAGGUAUAUAUUGACGACAUGCUAGUCAGAUCCAAAAAGGCAACGGACCACAUCGAUCACCUGCGGAACUCUUUCCAGAAGUUGCAAGAAUACAAUUUGAAGCUUAAUCCUGUCAAGUGCACGUUUGGGGUGUCGUCAGGAGAAUUCUUAGGCUACAUUGUCAGCGAAAGGGGGAUAGAAGCUAGUCUGGAACAAGUCCGGGCCAUAUUAGACAUUGAAUCUCCCAAAUCAAUCAAAGAUGUCCAGAGACUGACCGGACGAGUUGCAGCACUCAACAGGUUCAUAUCAAAGUCGUCAAACAGGUGCCGACUUUUCUAUGAUGUCCUCAGAAAAAAUAAAAAAUUCGAAUGGACGGAACAACAUGAAAAAUCCCUACAACAACUAAAGGAGUACAUGACGACACCACCUCUACUGACGAAACCCAAGGAUAGCAAGGAACUACAUCUAUAUCUGGCAGUGUCUGAACAUGCUGUCAGCGCGGUUUUGACCAGAGAAGAAGACGGAUAUCAAACACCAGUUUACUAUGUAAGUAAGUCAUUAAACGGGCCGGAAUUCAGGUACGCACUUUUAGAAAAGCUAGUACUAGCAUUAAUUACAGCAUCCGUAAAAUUGCGUCCUUAUUUUGAAUCACAUUCUAUUUGCGUCCGUACUAACUAUCUCAUGAAGUCCAUCAUGAGGAAACCAGAACUGACAGGUCGAAUGAUCAAUGGUCAAUACAGUUAGGGGCAUACGACAUCAAGUAUGAACCCAGAACAGCUUUGAAGUCGCAAGCCUUAGCUGAUUUUGUGGCAGACUUCAGCCCCAAACUACAAGUAGAGGCGGAAAGGGAAGUAUGCCUUCUGAUAGGGGAACAACACCAACAUUAGUGGAUACUACAUACUGAUGGAGCCUCGAACAUGCACGGAGCAGGCCUUGGAGUCAUGUUGAAGUCACCACAAGGGGCACCAUACUACAAGCUGUCCGGUGUGAUUUCAACGCAACAAACAACGAAUCGGAGUACGAGGCAUUGAUCUUCGGACUAAACUUAGCCCGAAACUUGGGCAUAAAACUAAUCGAGGUAAAGUGCGAUUCCCUUUUAAUUGUUAAUCAAACUAAUGGGGUUUAUGCAGCUAAGGACCCAAAGAUGACGGCAUAUCUGCAAGUCGUCACUGAGUUGAGCAACAAUUUCGACAACAUCACCUUUGAUCAAGUCCCGGGGGAGGAAAAUGUCCAGGCUGAUGCCUUAGCAGCAAUCAGAUCAUGUCUGGGGGCAGAGAGCAACGACAACAUACCAUUCGUCCAUUUCACUGAACCAGCAAUCAUGAAGACGGAAGUUGUCAACAUCAUUGAAUCAACUGCUGACAGCAACUGGAUGCAGCCAUAUGCGAACUAUCUCAAACACAACAUCCUCCCAGCUGACAAAAGAGAAGCAAGAGCACUCCUAUCAAAGGUAACGAAGUUUUUGUUAAUUGAUGACGUUUUGUUUAAACGUUCAAAAACAGGUCCAUAUCAAAGGUGCUUAUCCCCACAAGAAGCUGUCAAAGCACUCAAAAGCCUUCACGAAGGAGAAUGUGGCAACCACGCAGCAGGAAGAAGUCUGUCAAACAAGGCACUAAGGUUCGGUUACUAUUGCCACAUACACCCGAGCUUGUCAACCUUGUCAGAAGCAUGCACCAUUGCAUCAUCAACAUGCAGAAUCACUCCACCCUGUCCUAUCUCCAUGGCCUUUUAUGAAAUGGGGUAUGGACAUCGUAGGAAAGCUCCCUGAGGCACCCGGGCAAAAAGUCUACAUGUUGGCAAUGACAGGCGACUUCUCAAAAUGGAUCGAAGCGGAACCCUUCCGACAAAUCCGCGACACCCAAGUGAUAUCUUUUAUUAAAAGAAAUAUAUUGAGAAGAUUUGGCAUUCCGUUAGAAAUCGUCUACGACAACAUAUCACAAUUCAUCAGCAUCAAAACAAGACGGUUCUGUGAGAAGUACAAUAUCAAACUGGAGAUGUCGACGCCUCGUUACCCACAAUCAAAUGGACAAGCCGAGUCAAGCAACAAAAUCAUCAUUUCAAAUUUGAAGAAGCGACUUGAAAAGGCACAAGGAAAGUGGGCCGAAGAGCUGCCCCUAAUAUUAUGGGCAGACAGGACGACACCAAAAAAUGCUACGGGACAAACACCUUUCUCACUGGUCUAUGGGUGCGUAGCUGUCAUUCCAGUCGAGGUUGAAGUGCCAACAUCUAGGUACGGGCUUAUCACAGAGGAAUCAAACAACGUAGAGCUGGUUCACGACCUCGACACCAUUGACGAAUUAAGAGAAAAAGCUAGAGUGCAAAUGGCAGCCUAUCAACAAAGGGUGGCAAGAAGUUACAAUAAAGACGUCCGAGCUAAAGUAUUCAGGAAAGGAGAUUGGGUGCUUAGGAAAUCCUUUGGCAAUGAGGCAAUCGGAAAGUUUAGUCCCAACUGGGAGGGCCCAUACGAAAUCACAGAAGUCGUCGGACAGGGGGCAUAUCAGCUGCGAUCCGUCGACGGUAAGCAAGCGCCGAGGAGCUGGAAUGCAGUACACUUAAAACCCUUUCAUUUUUAAUGUGAUUAACAUAGUCAAUAUGCCUUUCUUUCACAUUCGUUACUAACUUAAGCAUCGGAGGGCCGUUGGCUAAAAGCCAACGACCAGAUUUUGACAAUGUCUUUGUAUGCAGGAUGUUGACAAAACACAAAACAGUCAAUACACAUAGCGACAACCGCUAACACAAUCCCCUAAACAAGGGAAGGUGGGGUCAGCUCGAGUCUUUCAUAUGAGAAAUAUGAGCCACGAACCGAGAAGCCCUACAUGUUUUGGCCAAAACUACACAAAACAAACAGACAGAUCAUACAUCACAAAUGCUGACAGCAUCAAAGUCAGACAAACACAAAACUACAAAAGUACGCAACAAAAGCGUGACAACAUUAGCUCCAAAACAUAAGGAGACGCUACGAACGACAUGGAUACAAAUCAUAAACACUCAUGUUGACAACAUUGACAAAAUUACAAACGACACGUUAUUUAAAGUUUUUGCAGGUUAUGGAUUAUGUUCACACAACCCAACUUGUAAUCUUUGACGACGGAUGAUGUCCCCUUUUCCAACUGGAAUGUCGACAUCAACAUGAGAGAUGAUGCAAAUUUCCAUCAUCUAUUCGUCAGCACAACUUUUAACGGAAAGGGACAAAAUUCUAGCUCAUUGUUUCUGUCAAGAAGACGGAUCUGAUCAGAGGUUAUUCGAAAGAAGGGCGGAAACAUUUUGUCAAAAAGUUGAUCAACAUGUCACGAUGGGAUAAGUCAAGGUGCGAACAGUACUUUCAAAUUUUCGACAAGUUGUUGCUGAAUAUAUCGACAUGUGUAUCAUUCGCCUUUACUUCUCGAAAAGGGGGCAAUUGUUGGUACACGGGUUUGAAGGCCUGGACUACAUUCAAAAAGGGUUGACCAUAGCAAUUAAUGACACAUUCAUUAGGAUUAAUGCUAGCUAAUUAAAUCUGGUCGGUUUUAUGUAUAUAAUUAGAGUAAUUAUUGUAAUUAUGACAUAGGUUACUCAAAGGGCUGACCAGAAUUGAUGAUGCAAUAAUGACGAUAUUGAUGUCGUCGUAACGGUCGGGACAUGUCGUCGUAAUGGUCGGAACAUGUCGUCAACGGACAAAAGUGCAUUAAAUGCAUCUCUUAUAAAUAGUUACAGGCCCUAUGUAAUCAGCACAUUCAAACACGAAUACACACACUCAGUUACGAAUACACACAAAAGAUC